Molecule: messenger RNA, 6527 nt
Organism: Syngnathoides biaculeatus (alligator pipefish)
Lineage: Eukaryota; Metazoa; Chordata; Actinopteri; Syngnathiformes; Syngnathidae
Gene: robo1
Product: roundabout, axon guidance receptor, homolog 1 (Drosophila)
Exons: 31
Coding region: 70-5193 (1707 amino acids)
Biological process (GO): Roundabout signaling pathway; axon guidance; axon midline choice point recognition
Molecular function (GO): axon guidance receptor activity; protein binding
Source: RefSeq, a predicted model, not a curated record
ACGCAGCGAUGAUGAAGGGAUUAUUGGCCAGCGUUUCAUUUUCCCGAGUGGCUUGUUAAGUGCACCUUCAUGGUGAUUAAUAAGAGCUGGUGCACGCUGGCUGGGUUUAGAGAAUUCAGCUACGAGGGCCCGGGUGGGACAUUCAGAUCGAUGCCGUGGGAUGACGUCAAAGUGAGCGGCAGCAUGCCCGGCGCGCCCUCGGGGGCCACGCCCGCCCUGCUCGCGAUGGUCGUUGUCCUCAAGCUGGUGUCCUGUCAGGACGCUUCCGUAGUAGCAGAGACGGGAAUGGCGCAGGACGGGGGGAGAGAGGGUCCGACGGCGGCUCCCACCACGGGACACGGCGACGACAACUCUUUGGGCUACACAGGAUCGCGUCUACGGCAAGAAGACACGCCACCCCGCAUCGUGGAGCAUCCAUCCGACCUAAUCGUAUCCAAAGGCGAGCCGGCCACCCUCAACUGUAAGGCGGAGGGCCGGCCCUUGCCCACCGUGGAGUGGUACAAGGACGGCGAGCGGGUGGAAACGGAUCGGGACGACCCGCGCUCGCACCGCAUGCUGCUGCCCAGCGGCUCGCUCUUCUUCCUGCGCAUCGUGCACGGGCGGCGGAGCAAGCCGGACGAAGGCUCCUAUGUCUGCGUUGCCCGUAACUACCUUGGAGAGGCGGUGAGCCACAACGCCUCGCUGGAAGUAGCCAUCCUGCGCGACGACUUCAGACAGAACCCCGCCGACGUGAUCGUGGCAGCCGGAGAGCCAGCGGUCCUGGAGUGCCAACCGCCCCGCGGUCACCCGGAACCCACCAUCUCUUGGAAAAAAGACGGCCUGAACAUCGACGACCGGGAUGAAAGAGUCACGAUACGCGGCGGGAAGCUGAUGAUCACCAACUCGAGGAAAAGCGACGCCGGGAAGUACGUCUGCGUAGGGACCAACAUGGUCGGCGAAAGGGAGAGCGAAAUCGCCGAACUCACCGUCUUGGAGCGACCCAGCUUCGUGCGUCGACCCGGCAGCCAGGUUGUGCUGGUGGACCAAAGCGUGGAGUUCCGGUGCGAGGCGCGUGGCGACCCGGUCCCCACGGUGCGCUGGCGGAAGGACGACGGCGACCUGCCCAAAGCGAGGUACGAGAUCCGGGAGGACCACACCCUGAAUAUCCGCCGUCUGACCUCGGCGGACGUCGGCUCCUACACAUGCGUGGCAGAGAACAUGGUGGGCAAGGCGGAAGCGUCUGCCAGCCUCACCGUUCACGCACCGCCGGCGUUUGCGGUGAGACCGAGGAACCAAGUGGUGGGCGUCGGCAGGACCGUCACCUUCCAGUGCGAGGCCACAGGGAACCCUCCACCAGCCAUUUUUUGGCAACGGGAAGGAAGUCAGAACCUGAUGUUCUCCUCCCAACCGCCCCAACCGUCCAGCCGCUUCUCCGUAUCCCAGACGGGAGACCUGACCAUCACGGGCGCCGAGCGUUCCGACGUGGGCUACUACAGCUGCCAGGCCAUCAACAUCGCCGGAAGCGUCAUCACCAAGGCGCUGCUGGAGGUCACCGACGUAGUGUCAGACCGCCCGCCCCCGGUCAUCCGGCAAGGCCCGACCAAUCAGACAGUGGCGGUGGACGGAACGGUGGUCCUCAGUUGCAUGGCGUCGGGCAAUCCGACCAUCCUGUGGAGAAAGGACGGCGUGCUGGUAUCCACCCACGACUCGCGGGUCAAGCAGUUGGACACGGGCGCUCUGCAGAUACGCUACGCCAAGCUGAGCGACUCGGGGUACUACACCUGCAUCGCCUCCACUCCCGGCGGCGAGGCCUCGUGGAAAGCUCAUCUGCAAGUCCAAGAGUUUGGAGUCCCUGUCCAGCCGAACAGACCCACCGACCCCAACUUGAUCCCGAGCGCCCCCUCCAAACCCGAAGUCACGGACGUCACCCGCACUUCGGUCACGCUCUCCUGGAAGCCCAACCUGAACGCCGGGGCCACACCCACCUCCUACGUCAUCGAAGCCUUCAGCCAUGCGUCGGGCAGCAGCUGGCAGACGCUAGCAGAGCACGUGAAGACCGAGUCCUUUGUACUGAGGGCCUUGAAGCCCAGCGCCGUCUACCUCUUCCUGGUGAGGGCUGCCAACGCCUACGGACUCAGCGACCCCAGUCCGAUCACCGAAGCUGUGAAAACGCAAGACAUCCUCCCAACCAGCCAGGGCGUGGAUCACCGGCAGAUCCAGAGGGAGCUGGGCGAGGUGGUCAUCCACCUGCACAACCCCACCAUCCUGUCCUCAUCCUCCGUCAGGGUGCAGUGGACGGUGGAGCAACAGUCCCAGUACAUCCAGGGCUACAAGGUAAUGUACAGGCCAUCACCAGAGGGGCAGCCGCGCAGUGACUGGGCCACGUUCGAAGUGCGUACGCCGGGCGAGGACAGCGCAGUGGUGCCACAGCUCCGCAAGGGCGUCACGUACGAGUUCAAAGUGCGGCCCUUCUUCAACGAAUUCCAGGGCAGCGACAGCGACGUGAAAAUCGCCAGGACCCUCGAAGAAGUGCCCAGCGCGCCUCCCCGCGAAGUUACGGUGACGGAGAGCGGCGAAAACGGAACCGCCAUCAUGGUCUCCUGGCAACCGCCGCCGGAGGAGGAGCGCAACGGGGUGGUCCAGGAGUACAAGAUUUGGUGCUUGGGGAACGAGAGCAGGUACCACAUCAACCGCACCGUGGACGCCACCACCUUUUCCGUGCUCAUCCCCAGUCUGGUUCCGGGGGUCCGCUACGGCGUGGAGGUGGCGGCCAGCACCGGGGCGGGCCCCGGGGUCAAGAGCGACAUCACCUACUUCCAACUCGACGCAUCCGGGCGGAUGACGGUGGCGGCGGACCCCCAAAACCCGCUAUCGCAGCAGAUCUCAGACGUGGUGAAGCAGCCCGCCUUCAUCGCCGGCAUCGGCACCGCCUGCUGGAUCAUCCUGCUGGUCUUCAGCAUCUGGCUGUACCGCCACAGGAAGAAGCGCAACGGGCUCUCCAGCAACUACGCCGGCAUACGCAAGGUGCCUUCUUUCACCUUCACGCCAACAGUGGCGUACCAGAGAGGUGGCGAAGGAGUGAGCAGUGCAGGAAGGCCGGGCCUCCUCAACAUGGGCGAGUCGGCCACGCAGCCCUGGCUGGCCGACACGUGGCCCAACUCGUGCUCCAACCACAACAACUGCAGCAUUAACUGCUGCGCCGCCGGCAACGGCAACAGCGACAGCAACCUGGCCACGUACAGCCGGCCCGCCGACUGCAUCGCCAAUUACAACAGCCAGAUGGACAAUAAGCAGGGCGCCCUCCUGGUGCCCGAGCCGGGGGUGUACGGCGACGUGGACCUGUCCAACAAGAUCAACGAAAUGAAGACCUUCAACAGCCCCAACCUGAAGGACGGCCGCUUCGCGGGCGCCGGCGGCCAGCCCACGCCGUACGCCACCACGCAGCUCAUCCAGUCGUCCAUCAUGAGCAACAACGACCGAGGGACGGCGGGUGGCGGAGGGGAGCUGAAUGACAAACAUGGCUGGAAGCCCUCCGGCGCCAUCCUGCAGCCCAAACAGGAAAUGCAGUACAGCAUCAUGGAGCAAAACAAGCUGAACAAGGAUCGCUACAGAGGCGGCGACGCCCCCAUGAUGCCGGCCACCAUCCCGUACAACCACAGCCACGACAGCCACACCGGGGGCUCCUACAACAGCUCAGACCGAGGCAGCAGCAGCACCUCCGGCAGCCAGGGUCACAAGAAGGGAAUGCGCACCCCCAAAGUGCCGAAACAGAGCACAAUGAAUUGGGCUGACCUCCUGCCGCCCCCGCCCCCGCCCGCCAACCCGCCCCCGUCGCGCAACGUCGAGGACUACUCCCUGUCAAUGGAAGAAAGCUGCGACCCAGACAUGCAGUGCUCCGUGCCGCCCUCUCACAUGUACCUGCAGCCCGGCGAGUUGGAGGAGAUGGAGGAGGAGGACGAGAUGGAGAGGGGGCCCACCCCUCCCGUCCGCGGCACGGCCUCCUCCCCCGCCGCCGUGUCUUACAGCCACCAGUCCACCGCCACGCUCACGCCCUCGCCGCAGGAGGAGAUGACGCCCAUGUUGCACGAGGCGCCCGACGGCCACGAGCGCAGGCGCCAUGCUGUGAGCCCCCCGCCCCUCUCACCCUCACACACGUACGGCUACAUCGCCAGCCCCCUGGAUGGCAUGGAGGAGGACGACGAAGAGGAGAUACCCGAGGAAGACGAGGAUGAGGACACAGACGCCGACGUGGCCAAGAUGCACUACCACCACACCCACCCCAACGCGCACCCCCACCACGCCCAGACGCACUCGCGCCGACUGUUGCUGCGGGGCAUCGAGCAGACGCCGGCGUCCAGCAUGGGCGACCUGGAGAGCUCCGUGACGGGCUCCAUGAUCAACGGGUGGGGCUCCGCCUCCGAGGAAGAUAAUGUCUCCUCGGGGAGGUCCAGCGCCGUCAGCUCGUCGGACGGUUCCUUCUUCACGGACGCCGAUUUUGCGCAGGCCGUCGCGGCUGCCGCGGAGUACUCGGGCCUCCGGGUGGCCAAACAUCCCGGAAUGCAAGCCCAGGAAGCUGCAGCGCUGUCGGCGCGAAAAUACCAAAUCAACCCGUCGGGGCGCCGUCCCAGCAGCCCGGUGUCCACGGACGGGAGCAUGAGUAUGGCGGCGGUGCACAGGAGGCCCCCGAAGAAGCAGAAGCAACACCCAGCCGCAGGGAACCAGAGACGUGAAGCCUACAGUGAAGAUCUUCCGCCGCCGCCCAUCCCCCCUCCGGCGGUGCUCAAGUCCCCCACGCAUCCCUCCAAGGUGGGCCUGGAGGGCCGGCCGGUGGUCUCCUCCAAAGCGGGAGAGGCGAGGGACAACAAGAGAGGGGCGGCAGGAGCGGGUGGCUACCGACCCAAAGAAAGCUCGGACCCCAGGACCAGCUCGUCGGAACGCAGGGAGGCCCAGGAGAGACAAAAAGUGCACGGGGGCAAAGGCGGCCACAGGGGGCGCCAACAAGCAGGCGCCGAGGACAUUCAGCCCUACAGCCGACCGCAGUUUCCGGUGGUCAACAGCCCGAGAGACCCGAGCUCGUCCAGCUCGGUGUCCUCCAGGGGCUCGGGGGGGCGACGGAGAGGCGACGCGGGCCACAGGAACGCCGCCGACGUGGGCCUCGGCACCCUGGCGGCUUUCCAGACAGGAAAUGAAGAGCUCGAGAUGGCGGAAAGCUGAAGAAGAUGGAUUUUUUUUGUUUUUCUUUAUUUGGGGAGAACCAAGCAACCUUGUCUCCUCUCAUAAAUAUCUCAGUAUUUCGUCCCCAAUUUCAGCUGCCGCCCGUAGCAUACGUCGUUUCUUUACAAAAAAAAAAAAUAUGCCAUCGUCAUAUUGUUUCCUUCUAAUUUAUCACGUUUAACACAAUUGGAGAGGGAAGAAAAUGGAACAAAACGGUGCGUUCAAGUGCGCCACGAGGGUAUUUAUGUUGAAUUCCAAUGCAAUAUGGAGUGAAGUCUUGGGGAGGAAAAAAAAGAAGAAGAAGAAAAAAGGGCUUUUAGAGCUACUUUUGUUUGGUGUGGUCGGAACUCGAGCGUUACUGUCAGAUGCAAGCGAGAGGGCCGAAAUUUGUGUGUGUGUAAAUAUACGUCGCAGUACGUCAUACGUGUCGUCCCAUCGUGGUACCUCAAUUUGUAUUCCCCGUUUAUUUCUUUGCUCAGUUUGUUUGUUUGCCCUUUAAAAUGCCGAUCCUAAUUUUAUGGUGCCAGUAAAUAGAAAUAUUUUAUCGUUUCCUUCCAAUUUUGUAAAUCGCAAUAUUAUUUUUAGCAACCUGAAGAGUGUGCCACUUUGGGAUGUUUUUGGGGGUUUUUUUUCUUUUCGUAAUGCACUGUUAUGUUUUGUGUCAUCGUCAGUGUUUUCUGCUUUUUGUUUUUUGUUUCCUUUCACAUUGGUUUUAAAAGCACAAUCAGUAAAACUUUAUUUUAAACCAUUUUAUCUAUUAACCUUUUUGUCUUACCGGGGGCGGGGGGGGGGGGGUGGAGACACAGGUUAAGACAAAGGAGUCUAGUUAAUCAUGAUGAGGAUGAGGAUGUUCAUAAGUUUAGCUGUUUUGUUUUUUAUUUUUAUUUUUUUUGAGGGUGGGGUCGUCUCUCGCUCCAGUUCUCAAGUGACGAGAUAUUAAAGAAAAAAAAGAAAGAAAGAGAAGAAAAGGACAGUUUAUGUGAAUCACAGCUGCAGUGUAAAUAUGUUUGGCAUUGACUGUAAUAUCAGCGAUUGCACAUAAAAACUGAUGGGCGGGGGGAGAGAAAAGAAGGCUUACGUCUGUCGACUAAAUGCACUUAAAAGAAUGUUUUUUGUCACUCGGAGGCGAAAGGGUGGGGCGGGAUCUUGAAGGGAAGGAAGGAAGGAAUUUCCACGGCGGACACGACGGAGGCGAGCGAGGACCCACCGACCGUGCGUCUUUUGAAAGGGAGCGAAAGGGUACUGUUGUUUAUUCAUAGGACAUCUUCCAAUGUUUGUUUCGUAACGCAAAAAUAAAAUUGAAAAAAAAAAAAAAAACAGAGAAAACAGCUGCA